This is a messenger RNA of Opisthocomus hoazin, 1851 nucleotides long. The record is from RefSeq and is a predicted model, not a curated record. Lineage: Eukaryota; Metazoa; Chordata; Aves; Opisthocomiformes; Opisthocomidae.
AUGGCUGCAGAAGAGAAAUGGGAAAGCUGGGCUUCAAAACAGCAUAGUGGGCAUGAACAGGGAGGUGAAAAAGAACCAUGUGUGUUUCUGGGCCAGCGGCUGGGUGAACCAGGAAGAUUUGCUUACGCGGCACUUUGUGGGAUAUCCCUGGCAUGGCUGUUCCCCGAAAAAGAGCAAAGCUCCUUCAGGAAUGAAUUCAUUGAGGACUUUGUGAAAUGGCUGGACCUGCCCGCUGCUGUCUUACCCGACUUAGGAGGUGAGGGCACAGAAGCUUUUGCCCAGAUUUUGCUGAAGGAUCCCAUCUUGAAAGAAAAUCCAGCUGUCAUUACCCAGGACCUUCUAUCCUUCUCUCUUAGAGAUGGGUACUACGAUGCUCGAGCGAGGGUGUUGAUCUGCCACAUCACCUGGCUGCUCAGAAUCCCCUUGGAGGAGCUGGAAGUCCUGGAGGAAUCUCUGCUUGAGAGCCUGAAGGAACAAAAAGAGGAAGAGUCAGAAACUGCAGAAGUAUCAAGAAAAAGGAAAGAAAGAAGAAAAAACCUCAAAAGAUACCUGCUGAUCGGUUUGGCAACCGUUGGGGGCGGAACAGUGAUCGGCUUGACGGGGGGUCUUGCUGCCCCUCUGGUUGCUGCGGGAGCUGCCACUGUCCUUGGAAGUGCUGGAGCAGCUGCUUUAGGUUCGACUGCUGGAAUUGCUGUCAUGGCAUCCCUUUUUGGAGCAGCUGGAGCUGGACUUACUGGAUACAAGAUGAAGAAGCGUGUGGGAGCCAUAGAAGAGUUUGAAUUCCUCCCACUUACUGAAGGAAAGCAGCUUCAUAUCACCAUAGCAAUUACUGGAUGGCUGUGCACUGGCAAAUAUGGGAGCUUCACAGCACCAUGGAGCAGCAUGUUGCGGUCGAGGGAGCAAUAUUGUCUGGCCUGGGAAUCCAAGUAUUUGAUGGAGCUUGGCAACGCCUUAGAUUCCCUGCUGAAUGGUUUUGUGAACAUGAUGGCUCAAGAAGCCCUAAAAUUCACUGUCUUGUCAGGUAUUGUAACGGCCUUGACUUGGCCAGCUUCGCUCUUGACUGUUGCCAGUGUCAUUGACAACCCCUGGGGAGUGUGUCUCCACCGGUCUGCUGAAGUAGGCAAACACCUAGCACAUAUCCUGCUCAGUCGACAGCAGGGCAAGCGACCUGUCACACUGAUUGGCUUCAGUCUGGGUGCAAGAGUCAUUUACUUCUGCCUGCAGGAAAUGGCUCAAGAAAAAGGUUCUCAGGGGAUCAUUGAAGAUGUGGUCUUACUGGGAGCUCCAGUGGAAGGAGAAACCAAGUACUGGAAAGCUAUCACAAAAGUGGUGUCGGGCAGGAUCAUAAAUGGUUACUGCAGGGGGGACUGGCUGCUGGGGUUUGUGUACAGAACCUCUUCUGCCCAGAUCAAUGUUGCAGGCCUCCAGCCAGUCGACUUGGAUGACCGGAGGAUGGUAAACAUGGACCUUUCGUCUGUAGUGAACGGCCACCUGGACUACAUGAAGCAAAUGGACAUGAUCCUAACAGCUGUGGGCAUUAAAACCAAGGAGUGUCGGCUGGAAGAGAAGGGCAGAGGCAAUCUUCUCUCCCCUCUAGCCAAGAAAUCACAGCAGGCAGCAGGCAGCGAGGCUCACGAAGAGGAAAACACCGUGCGAGAGGAGGAUGCGGCUGACGGUGAGGCUCUCCCAGCCAGCUGUGCUCACCACCGUGGUUCUCCUGGCUGUGCCUUGGGACAAACCUCGCUCCCCUGCCCAGACUGUUCAAACAGCAGGGACAGCAAGAAACAGGCAGCGGGCGAAGGAGCAAAUUAGAGCUCUUCGUGUUGGGCAGAGAUGCUCAGCCAGCACUAA